AUGCCUGCAAAGACUCCUGAUGAUGAAGUGAAGGAAGAAAAACCUGCUCUUAAAAAGAGAACUGGCUCUGAGUUUGACGAAGUGUUUAUUCCUGAUGCUAAAGCGGAGUUCUUGCUGGGUGUUCGGGGCGCUGAGACAAAGAUGUUUUGGGUCGAGGUGUGGAAUCCGUAUCUGAAGAAAUGGCUCACUGUGGACCCGAUUGUCAACAAAUCAGUUGAAGUUAUGCCCAUGCGUAAAAAGGGCAAGUUUGAGUCAGCUGCUCUGGAUCCGACAUAUCAAACAUUGUAUGUCUUUGCUUAUGAUAAGACUGGUGAUGUGAGAGAUGUGACGAGGCGGUACACGCAAUACUACAAUGCAAAGACGGCGAAAAGGAGAAUUGACUAUCUCUCUGACAAGGAUGAACACUGGUUCGAACAAGUUGUGAAAGCCGUUCGCCGCCACAAAAGUUAUGGACUUCCAGAAAUUAAAGAGCUGAAUGAGUUUCUUUUAAGAGACCAGUAUGAAGGUGUUCCGAACAACAUGACAGAUUUCAAGAACCAUCCUCUUUAUGCUUUGGAAUCACAGUUGCGUAAGGAUGAGGUGAUCUACCCUAACGACGAUAGCAGUAAAUGUGGAACGUUCAGACCAAUGAACAAAGACAACGUGGUACCCAUUUUCAAGCGCUCACAUGUUUUUAGACUUCGAACUGCAAAAGCCUGGUAUCUCCGAGGAAGAGUACUCAAGAUGGGAGCUCAACCUCUCAAAACUAAAGAAAAGCAACUAGCUCAAAUGGAGGAAGAAGACGAGGACGGUCUCGUCAGGCUUUAUGCUGAGUUCCAGACACAACUUUAUCACGCCCCUCCAAUUGUUGAUGGUGAGAUACCGAAAAAUGCUUACGGCAAUGUCGAGAUUUUUGUUCCGUCAAUGAUGCCUGAAAACGGAUAUUUGGUGCAUGUGUCAGAGAGGCUCCCGAUCAAGUUGAUUGAGAGGGCUGCGAGGGAAUUUCUCAAGAUCGACCAUGCACGAGCAAUUGGCGCCUACAGCAAGGGUUGGGGUGUUUUAGUGGAUGCUCAGUACAAAGAGGCCAUUGAUCUUAUUUUGGAGGGCUUAAUUGAUCUCGAGGAAGAUGAAAAGAGAAGAAAGGUCGAGCUCACAGCCUUGAGAGGCUGGAGCUUCUUCCUCAAGAAGUUGAUGAUCAUGGAUCGACUCAACAAGCAGCAUGGGAGGUUGAUCAGGAUGAUAAUUCCGAAGAUGAUGGUUACUACAGUGUGGGAAAAUCACAAAAAGGAGGGCGAGGAGGCUACAAUUGACGAGAUGGAGGAUGAUCAGUUUGGAGGCUUCUUGCCAAACGAGGAAAGUCCAUCCGCCACUAUCACCGAGUUGGACGAUCCACCCACAAUGCAUCGCGUCAAAAUGGAGCCGAAGGCGGAAGAGGUGAGUGAAGAUGAAGGAGGAUUUCUCAUGCCUGAGGAACCCGAAAACUCCAUGGGUUUCGAAAGUGCACAGGCAGGUUCACAGGCAGGUCCACACAGUGCUCCUCUUGAGAAUGGAGGCUUUUUUCCUGCUACAACGAAAGACAACAGCCACAGUUCAGAAGAGGAUGAUAUCAGUAGUAAAGAUGUUGAAUCUCCUAGUGAUGACGGAAACGAAGACACGGCACUCGGCAGCAAAGCGCAAAAUGAAGCGAUCAACUGCACCACUACUAAUGAUAGUAAAAGCCUCGGUGAACGAAGUCCAAAAUUAGAGACAGACAUGGGGGCAGUGAGCAAUGCAAUUGAUCCUGAUAAUACGACGUUAAAUGCUGUCAGACUAUCGAGCACUGAUAACAAAACAUCUUCAUUCGAGGAAGCUGACGUGGACGAGGAGCUAGAGGAACAAAUCCAGCAAGAGGAGGAUGAAAUGGGGUUCGAAUACAUGUCCCUCCCGUGGAGAAAGCUGCUUUUUGUUGUUGGAGCCUUUGUGCUCAUUUCGGUGGGUUUAGAAACGGGACUCAUUUUAUGGCUACGCCCACUCUACCGUCGUGGCAAAGAGUGGCCAAUGCUUGUGAUUGGCAUAAUUGCAUCAGUUCUUCUAGCGUUGGGCUUGGUGCCGCCGUAUUUCGAGCUUGCCAAACGAAAGGGUAGAGUUGUUGGUAUUAACUUUUUCUUUCUUGCCAUGGACUCCUUUGGUGCACUCUUCUCCUUGAUCAGUAUUGUCGUGGGCACGAUGGACAUCAUGUCGAUGGUGUUAUAUGCUAUCGUCAUGGCUAUGGAAAUCGGCAUUUUCCUCAGUCAAGUUGGAUGGUACCUAACAGGGGGACGGAAAAUCAUCAAGGAAGAAAAGGCCCACAAGUGCAUCGAGAAAGAAGAGAGCUUUGGUUCGGAGAACUCCGAAGACGCUUUUGAAGAAGUCACCGAGAAUUCUCCCGACAAGCAAUCUGCUUUUUCCCCAUUGAACUUCGUGGAUGACGUCUCGUCCAAGAAGGACUUGGAGGAAAACCACACGAGGGAGAUUGAGAUAGAAACGGCGUUCAAGACAUUUCAAGAAGCCAUAACGCUACAGAAAAGGAAACAAUUCGUCGAGGCAUAUGCCAAAUACAAGGAGCUUCAAAAGAAAGAUGUCAUUUACAAUCAUUACUAUGAAGAGACAGAGUUCGUCAAGGGCUUGCAGAAUGGCAGUCUCAAUACCAGACCAAACGAGCUCAGCUACUUGUCUCAAAACGUCAAAACCAUACGAUACCUAUACUUCAGAAACAGGGGAUUCCUUUACUUUCAUAUUCUCCAAAGCGGCGACUCGUUGAUCGAGGAGGUGCUUCAAAAAGAUCAAUCGCUCCCAGAUGCCCAAGAGAUCACACACAAGGAGCUCACCAAUGAACUAUUUUACCUGAUGAUAGACGACUUUGUCAAUUGCUUUGUCUACCUGGAAGUAGACGAGAGUCUUCUACGGCUCUUGUACGAUCUAUUCACGUUCUUUGACUUGAAGAAGCUAGCGAGGUACACUCUAGAAUACACACUCCUGCUUGGCCAGGAAAGUGAGGACGUCAUCAGCGUUCUUCCGAUGAACGAAUGGGUGAAACCUGUCUGGGAAGAAUUCAAGAAACGUGGUCUUUCCAACGAGUCAGUUACCCCAGAAUUGGAACAGAAGUUGUCAUUCUUGGCUCCCAUCCGCGAGGACUUCAGAUCACUGGUGCUGAAACGUUUAAAGAAACAAAGCUUAAAUGUGACUAUCAAACCACAAUCCUCUUGGCUGGAUGUGAUAGUGGCUUUCAACCAGGCAAUCAAGCACGCCCAGGAUAAGGAUAAGCAAGUGGACUACCUCAAAUUCUCACUGUCCAAGUUUGUGGAUCCCUAUGUGGCGUCGGAGUCGAUGAUGGACUCUACCAGCUACUCGUUUCCAGUCCCGGAGAAAGAAUCGACCCCGCUUCCGGAGGUCCCACCUGAACCCAAGAUAGAAGAAGUGAAGGAAGAAGACGAGGCUCCUAAGGAGGAACCUAUGGAGGUCGAAGAGGAAGUGACACCAGUGCCAACGGCCGAAAAUGCUCCUGAGAAAGUCGUCCAACGUUCUUCUAGACGUUUGAACAAGGAAGAGAACAUCGUGUUCGAACUAGAUGACGUUCAACUCACAAGGCAUCACUAUUUUGAGACAGUUGCCUUUUUCAAACAUCUCAACUCACUGUUGCAAUCGGCGUUUCACACGGACGAUGAUAUUUUACAUGAUGUUGUUUGUCAUAUUGUGGAUGCUGAUCUCACAUCAACAUCUCCGACAUUCGUGCUCGACUUCGUGAAAACACUCAAUGAGUGGAAACCCCACAUUCACACAGAGCUACUUCUCUCAACGAAGAAAUCGGGUGUCAACAACAGUGAGGCAGAUGCUGAUAAACUCAAACUUUUAGAUGUGUUAACCCACUUCGGUAAUCUGAACUCGUCCAACUCGGAUACAAUUGCGGAGCUACUAGAUGAUGUUGAGGAUUACGAUUACAUCAGAGACUUCUUACAGAAGAGUGAAAAUGACGUCGUUCCGAAACAUGCAAGGACAAAUAUUCUUUACCACCUACUUGGUGGUGAGAAACCAAGCAUUCUUGCAUACUCAUGGUCAUCUUCGCUAUACGAUAAUGUGAAAGACUGGGUUAUACAGCUCGAACCUGAAAUCUUCCGAAAAUUAUCCUCCGUCAACUCGACGGAAGACGAUCUUAGAGUCUGCUUGAGCAUAUUUGAGAUGUUCGUGGAUGCAUACAUUUUCGUAAAGGGCCAUAUUGACAAAGUAUUAGCGAGCGAUACCAAGGGAGGCUUGACUAAGGCCGCAAAGCUGAAUUUGAAUGGUCUAUCUGUGGACUUAGUGCAUCUUGAAGAACGCCUUCGAGCACAGAGUGAAAUCCUUCAAUCAUCUCGUCUUCAGGGCUACCAAAGGGAGACAGAAUCGGAAGCAAAUGCUGUUCUAUAUUGCCGGUAUAUCUGGCUGAUGAAUUACUUACUUGCAUCUCAGAGUUUCUCCUGGAAAGAGAAAAAGUUUGUGGUCAUUCACCUUCAGCACAUCAACCCAGUUCUCAAGAAAUUCCCUGACUUAUCCAUUUCGUACCCAAACUAUACAUCUAUUGGAGAUCUUAAUUCUGAAAGCUACGAAAGACGCUCCACGACGUCCUCGAUCUUAUCUAUAUUCUCCAAAAUUCUUUGGAGUGAAAAAUCAGCCACUGGUGGAGCCGAGGAAACCAUCGUGCUACUCGAAAACAUUCUUAUCGACAAAGGAGACGCCAACAAUGGCACAUCAGGAGACUCAGAUGGCAGUUUGGUGAACUCCGUUAUCCAUGGCAGAGCAAACUUAGACAGGUCAUCCCUUUCAAGUGUCAGCGAGUUCCUCGAUGUGUGUCCUAUCGACCUCAAGUUGAGCCUUUGGAACAUUCUUUUCCUGUACUACGAAGACACAAAACUGUUCGACAGCUUUCAGAGAGGCUUUGAGCAAAACGCCAAAUUUAUGUUGUCGUAUUUCAAGGGUAAAUAUUGCGAAAUCAAGGGCGAUCGCUCCACCAUUUUACUUAACACGCUCAACUAUUUUGGUGGUUAUCUUCGCAUCUUUCUCAAGCAUUUGGCAGUUAAUGAUUGGCGUCUUCCUAUCAAUGACACUCAAAAUUCAUUGGAGACUAUCAAAAGUCUCGCACAAAUCUUUGAGCUCUUCUACUGCUUUAGUUUGCACGAAGAAGCUGCUCUUAUUACCGGCGCCAAGUUCUCCGUUGAGCUGAAAUCCAAGAAAGCGUUCCAGCGUUUGAAAGACUUUUGCAUCGAGACUGUGACGAUUAUCCUUGUUUAUGGUAUCAAUCAACUAAAGAGCGAGAACUGCGACGAGCAAGCUCUUGUGGAUCUUCUUCUCCUCGUUCACAACCAAUUGGGAAUCAGACGUCUCUGUGAUUCCUCAAAUGGAGUCUUCCUCAAGCUUGCUGAAGACACUUUAGUUGUCCUCAAGGAUAGACCAGAUCGUGAACUUUCACAAUUGCUCUCAUGCAGAUUCCACUAUAAGGUCAAGAUAAAGGACACUUUCCCCACAGAUCAUGGGACCACAAGGUAUGCUCUUCUUGAAAAAGCAAGUGCCACCGAACUCGCAAAGUUUAUUUUGCCAUUAUGUUUCAGACAUAACCCACUUUUGAAAGUUCCAAGAAAUGAUAUGAAGCAAGUUGCCGAUGAUAUCUUCGAGGUUUUGAAGGAGCUAGAUCUCGAUUCUGAUAAAACUCUUGUUCAGAACAAUGCAAAGAUUGAGAUGUUUUAUCAAAACACAAUCAUAGACUCGAGAUUCAUUAAGCGAGCCUUUUACGGUCUCGUUGAUUUGAAUUUUGAAAAUCCAGUACGAGAUUACACCAUUGCUAAUAUGGGGUUGUAUUUUGUGGAAGCAAUUUUCAUGUUCAACUCAUACAAGAUAAGGAAAAAGUCGGCACAGAGCCGGACAGUCGAACUCGAGAAAAUUGUCAGACUCUUGAAGGAUGAUCUCAUAUGUGGUAGUGAGCGUGUCGAGUCUUGGAUUCUUCUCGGUCAAGCCUAUGGUUACAUUGUGGAGGAUGACUUGAUUUGGACUUCGGAUAAGUUGAACAUCAUUGAAAGAAAGGUAAUUACUGCAAAUCUUCAGAGACAGUCGCUCUUGAGUUAUAUCAUGGCGAUUAAUAUCCUUACUCAAAAAGGUCUCACUGACUCUGAGCAGUAUAAGCCAGUGAUCAGUGUGCUCAUGAACUCGUUCGUCAAGGAGCUUUAUAACGCCAAUCGAGCUCCAUUGGAUAUGAUAGCAUUCAAGACGCAAAAUAAUGCUAAGUUUGUGAGAAAGCGUCAUACAACAAUGAUGCAACCGGUUGCCGACCAAGCAACUCUCACGAACUCAUUUUGCUUCAAGCUCAUGCAGCAGUGUCUUCACCUUGCGAUCAGGUCGAAUGACGAAGAAUGGAGCUCAUUCUACUAUUUGGCUAAGCUUCAAAGUAAAUUGUCCAAACCCCCAAUUAUGAUUUUGGACACAAUGCUGGAAAGUAGCAGAAUUGCAUGGACUCAAGGAAGUGCAGCGGACCCGUUCUUAGAACCAUCGUAUGCCUUAUGUUCCUGGAUCUACAAAUUUUUCAAGGCAGAUAAAGUUACUUUGGUACAAGCUUUGGAUUAUUUGAAACGUGAUCACUUUUUGAAGGUGAAGUCUACUACUGUGCUUGAGAAACCUGAGGAUCUCUACCGUCUUUUGAUUGGCUGCUUCAAAACCAUCAACUCCUUGGACAAAAGAGGCUGGUAUCAUAAGCAAUGCUACAGAAUGGCCAUGAUAUACUAUGAAGAGUUCGAUGAUUUCAAAGAGGCCAGGAAAAUCAUGUCAAGGUUCUUUACCUUGAAGGCGACGAACAAGACUUACCUACAAAUGUGGAAACCGGAACACGAAAGACCUGGAAAACACUUUGUUUACAUGUAUCAGUACACCGAGUUUUACAUCAAAUUGUUGCGCAGAGAGCUUGACCUUGCAUCUUUGGUGCUCAUGCUCCCGAAGUUGAGACGAGCAAACUCGACCAUGAUCAAGCUCUACUUUGCUUGGGAAAAUAUCUGUUCCUCCAUUUGCAAGCUCAUCAGAGUUAUUGCAAAGGUUGAGGAUGGCUCAACAGAAAAGUUUCUUUUUAUGAAACCCUACCAGAGUUUUGUGACCCAGGCAAAGCUGCUCAACGAAGCGAUGAAGGGUAAAAGUAUUCCCGACGGCUUGAAGCUGCACAUAUGCUACUUACAUGUGAUCAAUGACAUGAGAAAACUAAACAACGGUUUCGGUCCUACUUCGUUGAUUGAUGAUACGUUGUGUUCGGUAUAUUUGAUGGUGUUCAAAGACCUAACCGAGAAGCUUGCGUUGAGUGAGAAGGAGGAUAAGCCUAAAGAUUCAAACGCCACACCAAAAGAAUCGACCAAGGUCAAGAGAUUGGCUAGAAGAGAUCUCUUCCCAUACAUCACUGGGCUUGUUAACACUAUGAAACGAGAUGUUGAAUCUGCACUUAAGGAUCAACCUGACUUAUUCAAUGAAUUCAUAAGAAACUACAUCAGCGAAAGGAAACAGAAGAUGAAAUCUCAUGAAGUUGAAAACUCUCCCACCACUUUAAACAAGAUCGGUGAAGAUCGUUCCCCAGCCUUGUUGCCUGCUCCGACAAUCCCGGAUCCAAAAUUGCAACUGGAUCAGGAUUCCACACAGGCUAGCCCAAUCACGCAAAACUCACAAGCUGCUCAAGACAAUCAGGCUUCACAAAAUUCGAAUAAUGUGGAAAAAGGUUCUGUGACUUCUCAAGCCCCACCAACCAUUUCUUCAGUGGGAGAUAUGAGUUCUUCGACAAUCACAACGAUCAGCGAUCUCAAAGGAGGGUACGCCACUCCAGCACCGGAAGGUGCCGAGGGUAGUCAAGCAUCAGGUGAACAGAGUUUGUUUUCCAGGCCAUCUACCAUCACGGCGCCACUGCCUGGACGUACUGGUCCCAGAGCCGGCAUUAUAAAGAAGAGCUCGGUAGAUGAUGAGAUUGAAAGAUCUUUCCAGGCACAAACUACCCAAGACGAUACUUCUGAUAACGAGGGUAAGAAGCAGCAAAAGGUUAUUGAAGAUCAAGCUUUGGAGGCAACGGAGGAGUUGCCGGAAAACGGAGACAGAGAUAGUCCUGCUGGCGGUGAUAACGCAACACCUCAGAACGAGGAGACGACUGAACAAGUGGAGAAAGACUCGGAAGGAAAUGGCAGUGACAGCAAGAGCGCCAAUGACAACCAACAGCCGAGCGAGGGUGUUGAAGAUUUAGAGGAUAAUGCUAAACGUCCAGCGGAAGAUCACGCUGACACCACUAGCAAAAAGCAAAAGACUAAGAAAUAG
This is a messenger RNA of Candidozyma duobushaemuli, 8292 nucleotides long. RefSeq lists its product as uncharacterized. Gene Ontology annotation, biological process: mismatch repair; nucleotide-excision repair. Gene Ontology annotation, molecular function: single-stranded DNA binding; damaged DNA binding. Gene Ontology annotation, cellular component: nucleus; XPC complex; nucleotide-excision repair factor 2 complex. Lineage: Eukaryota; Fungi; Ascomycota; Pichiomycetes; Serinales; Metschnikowiaceae. The transcript is spliced from 7 exons. The record is from RefSeq and is a predicted model, not a curated record. The coding region runs from base 1 to 8292 and encodes 2763 amino acids.